Molecule: messenger RNA, 2737 nt
Organism: Spirodela intermedia
Lineage: Eukaryota; Viridiplantae; Streptophyta; Magnoliopsida; Alismatales; Araceae
Source: the annotation of a GenBank genome assembly
AUGGCGGACAGCAGUAAGGGAAGGAAGAUCAAGAGGAAGGAGGUCUGUGUUUCCUGACUCUCUUCCCGACUAUCCUACCGUCCUCCUGCAUCUUCUUCGUCCAAUACUAAUCUCUGCUCUUUUGAUAUUAUUUUCGGUGUAGAUGAUUUCGUUCACUGAUUAUAUGAGCGCCGAAAGUUGAGAGAGCGACCUCCUUGAAUUCUUACUUUGAUGUCCCCGCAUCUCCUGGUUUCUUUCGCCGAAUCUAUUUCCUGCGUCGGACUACUUUUCGGUGUGUCCGAUCGGUUCCUUAGCCUACCGUGUUAAAUUAGACGACUACGGAGCAUCCACUGUGGGGUUCACCUUACGGAGAAUUGAUAGAAAUAAAUGGCCACUGGCUUAAAUUUUGUCGGCAUUCGAGCCUGCUUCAGUAACUCGGAGAUUAACAAAGUUACAAAAUGAGUUUCGAAUUCAUUGCCUUUUAUCAAUCCCGAAAACCUAGCAGCCAAGGAAAAAAUUAAAUAUUUCCUCACGCGAGUAUGUGUUCAAUAUCAAAUGCAGGACAGAACCAGGCAAUGCUCCUACCGAGUGGCCCAUUCAUUGAAGUUUUUGCUUCAUAUAUUAACUGGUCUGUUAUCUUUCAGAUUAAACUUGUUCUCCUGAGUGCCUUCAGCACGGCAAAUCGAUGAUUUCUCAGUGUCAUUGAGGAUAUUUCAUAAAAUAUUAUGGUGACGUUUCCAUUUUGAACGCAGAGAUCUAUGAUAACUUGUUACAGAUAAACAUGUUAUAUUUCGAGCACCAGACUUGGUGAAUAUUAGUAAACCUAAAUAUAUGUCAGCAUUGUUUUACAGGGUAUCAUUAUUACGGUUGGGAGGUUAGGAUUUGCGAUGCUUGUGCGUGUUAUUUGUGUUAAUUUUUCUUAUUUCGUUUCUGUCCUUAUACUUAUUCAUUACAAUUAUUGUGUUUAAGAUUAUCUUGUUAUUUUAUGCUUUUUAAAGCCUUUUUGGUUCAUUUUUUUCUGUUUAUAAUUAGAUUUUGGAGCAUAUUAUGUGAAUACAAACUAUCUUGAAUUAGGUUCUUGAAAGAAAAAAGGCCAUCACCGAAGUUAUAAAAACUGCAUCUGCUGUGAAGGACCAUUUGGCUCCAUUUCUGCCAUUCCGCCAAUAUGAUAGAAACGGUAACUCUCAAAUACUGGAAAUUUGGGCAUCAACUUAUCUAAUGUUGGAUGCAUCCACUUUGUUUCCCUCUCCGUUUCCAGUUUCGUCAAUGAUUGUAGUGAAGCAUCUUUAUACAUAAAUAUUUUCUUUCAAUCGCAUUGGUCUCUUGUCCUGUACUUACCUGGGUAAAUCAGCAAAAGCUUGGCAAGUUGUUAACUUCAGUUUCCUGUGUUUUUAUUUUUUCUAAUUCUGAUCAGGGAUUUUGUUAUCACUUUUCUUCCUACAUUUCUAUAUAUGUUGCCUAAUCCCGAGCUGGUGGCAGACCUUGCGGUGUACCUCGAGUCUGGAUAUGGAUCCCGACUAUCUACUCCCAUGAAACAAUACAUUCAGGCUCUUCUCAAGGUAUAAGGCUGCUACGAUUUUACAGCUUACUUUAUUUUCACCCAUGGAAGUGAGGAAAGAGCAUGAUUCUCGGUUAGCUACGUUGAUAUUACACUAGAUUUAAUAAUCCACCUUUCUAGAUUAAUAUGGAGAAGCCAUAUGGAGCUGAGUGGUCAGUAGAAGAAAAAGUGAAGCGCAGGGAAAUGGUCGCCCCAGAAGCCCAGUAUUUAUUCAUCCGAGAGGCUCCUGCUGCAUGUGGCGGUGAGGAUGCCCUGAAAUGUGAGGAAAAAUCAUCUCAUCAUCUAUGGACCGGUGAUGGGGAUCCAGUCGUCGGCUUCGUGCAUUACAGAUUCACUAUAGAAGAGGAUAUACCCGUAAUUUAUGUUUAUGAACUGCAAUUGGAGUCUCAUGUUCGAGGAAAAGGAUUGGGGAAGUUUCUUAUGCAGCUCAUAGAGCUUAUUGCUCGCAAGGUAUCAGAUAUUCUCAUUCUAAAAUAUGGUAAUUUCAUUAUCUACUAUGAUAUCAACUCAUUUCAAUUUCAGAUUUAUAUUCCUGCCGUCAUCCCUCUUCUUCUCUCCAUCUCUUUGGUUGAUCUUCUCACUUCUUCCCGUUGGUUCUCUUUUUCUCACUUAAUAAUCGAAAUUCUUCUGAUGUUGAGAAUCCGUGGCAUUUCCAGAAUCACAUGGGAGCUGUGAUGCUGACUGUUCAGAAAUCUAACGAAUCAGCUAUGAACUUCUACACGAACAAGCUCAGGUAAGGAACAAAUAUGACUCAUGUCACUUUAAAUAUUGUUCUCUGAUGAACUGUAAUUCCAAAACAGAUAUCAUAUUUCAAUAAUUUCCCCUUCGAGAGUGGACCCGCUGGUACGAGUCUCACAUCAUCCAUCGUUCCUUUUUUCUUUUUUUUUGGCGGCCCCUCCAUGUCCGCAAGACUUCCCUCUAAUCUCCCUCUGCUUCUUUCUUUCUUUCUUUCUUUCUUUCUUUCUUUCCCUUGGGCAGAUUGGAGGCGGAGAAAGUUACGAGAUCCUUUGUAAAGUGUUCAAUGCCGAGGCGAAGACUAAGUUGGAGGUAUUCUUCUAACCGAUCCCUCUGCUUCACUCUUUGUUUUAAGUUUCUUGAGUAACUAUAAUGCUUGCAAAUGCAAUAUGAUGAUGAUGGUGAUGAUGAUUAUUAUUAUUAUUAUUGUUAUUAUUAUUAGUUUGAAGGAUGCGAUCCUGGUGA